This is a messenger RNA of Camelina sativa (false flax), 801 nucleotides long. NCBI's taxonomy places the organism in Eukaryota, Viridiplantae, Streptophyta, Magnoliopsida, Brassicales, Brassicaceae. The record is from RefSeq and is a predicted model, not a curated record.
AUGGAUCCAAACGAUUACAUGAAUCCAUAUCGUCCCAUCUCUAGCUAUUUGAAUCUGUUGCAAAUUCAACCUGAUACCCAAAACCUCGAUUACUCUCCUUCUCUAAGUCCAUGUUCUGAAGCUCCAUCUUCACCUGCAUCCUCCCCACAAGAAAACCGCAAGUCAAGGCAAGCAUGGUUACCAACAGAUGAUACCAUGUUGGUCAGCGCUUGGCUCAACACUAGCAAGGAUCCGAUUACUUCCAACCAGCAAAGACUUGCAUCCUUUUGGGCAAGGAUUGUGAAAUACUUUACAUCCUGUCCGAAUGCUGUUGGUCGGCCAAAGAGAGAGGCGAGUCACCGUAAGCAGAGGUGGGGGAGGAUAAACGACUUGGUGUGCAAGUUUGUUGGAUGUUAUGAGGCUGUGACUAGGGAGAAGUCUAGUGGACAGAAUGAAGAUGAUGUGAUGAAGUUAGCACAUGAGAUAUACUUUAAUGAUCAUGGACAUAAGUUUACCUUGAAGCAUGCAUGGCUUGUCUUAAGAUACGAUCAAAAAUGGAUGCACACCAUCCGAUUGAUGUGGAUGAACCCAUUGCCCCGUCCUCCUGGUGUUAAGUCUGCCAAGGGGAAGUCCAAAAAAUGCUCUAACACCCAACCGAUUGAUGUGGAGGAAGAUGGGAAAGCUUACUUGGAGUUUCAGUUGGAUCGAGUUUCGAAGAUGUAUGAGAUGAAGCAGAAGGACUUUGAAUUGAAAGAGAAGGAGUUCGCUAUGAAGAAGGAGCAUAUCAAGCAUGUGAUGCUUGAAAAUCUGAUUGCUAAAUAG